AAAUUUCAUUAUAAUUCAGAAAAUAUUUACAAAAUACAUUCAAAUGUCUAACUAAACAAAAUGGCGAAAUAACGGGAAUAGUAUAACUAUUAACUACAAUUACAAUGACUUUUAAUUGUAUAUUUGAUUAUUUGAUAUAUAUUAUAAUAUAAUAUUAAUUAAUUAUUUUACUACAAUUCGCUAAUAUUUUUAAACUUAUAAUAUUUAUAAUUAUAUUAAAAAUAUUUAUAAUAUUUAUAAUAUUUAUAAUUAUAUUAAAAAUUAAAUUUUUAUUUUUCUACAAAUUAAUACAAAUAAGUCAUAAUUUUAUAUAUUGUUUUUAAAAAUUAUAAUGUUAAUAAAUAAUAAUAUUAUAAUAAUGUAAUAUAAUAUUUAUAAUUAUUAAUGAAAAAGAUAAAAAUUAUUCCGAAAUUUAUUUAAUAUUAGAACAUAAUAAAUUCAUUUCAAAUAUACUAAAAAUAAAGUCAAAUAAAUUAUAUAUAAUUAUAGAUAUAAUUAUAUAUAAUUAUAUAAUUAUAGAUAUAAAGAUUAUUAAAAAAUAUUCUAGAAUAGAAAAUGUAAUCUAAAAUAUUUUAAAAUUUCAAUUCUUAUGCGAAUUAUUUAUUUUGUUUAUGAUAUACAAUUAUUUGCGUUUUAAUUUUUAUUGUUUAUUAAUUUUUGUUUAAAUAAUUAUUAAUUUAAAUUUUGAAUAAUUUAAAAAAUUUUUUUGAAUUACUUAAUAAAUGAAUUAUUAAAGAAUAUUUUAUAAGAAUAAUUAGCAAUUUAUAACAAGCAAUUUUAUACGUUACAUACUUCGGUUAAAUUCGUUUAAAUUCGUACGUGUCCGUAGUAAUUCGGAUAUUUUUCGUCCGUGAUGAUUCACAAGCAGAUGCGAAUUACAAUAUCGUUCAUGUACGCGUUUAUGUGUAGUGUAUAUUUUGCUCUUUGCGGGAGCUCAUUAUUCUUACGUAAAGAAAAAAGGCAAUAUAAAUAUACAUAUAGUUUCAAUGAUCUUAAUUUUGUAUUAUAAAUUUAAAAUAAAUGAUACAAGGCUAGCCAGCUGCGCCAUUCUUGUUGUGUGACAUUUAUAUUAUCAGCCACACUACGCAUUUUUUAUAUUAUUUUAUUUUUUCAUUAUUGCUGUAGUGAGCUGUCAGUCACACAUUGCAGGAAUGGACACAUCGGGCUUGCCUGUACCGGAUGCAAUCCACCCGCUACUUGAACAAUUGCAAGAAGCCUUGGUCCUUGAAGUAAAAUAUCAACCUAACCUUCAAUUGCCUAAUAUAACACAAAAUGAUGAAAUAACAAUUGGAGCUCGUGAUGGAUCUGCUCAUGUUUUAAGAUGUUUGAAAGUAUGGUAUGAUCUACCAUCAGAUGUAUUUUUUGUUGCUAUUAAUUUAAUGGAUCGAUUUUUAACAAAAAUGAAAGCAAGACCAAAACAUAUGGCUUGUAUCAGUGUAUCUGCUUUUCACAUAGCUGCUGUUCAGUUAGCACAGUCAUUGGAUGCUGAUCACUUAGUUUCAAUUUCUCAGUGUAAAUGCACAGGUGGUGAUCUUAAACGUAUGUCAGAAGUAAUACGGAAUAAGUUAGAAUGGGCACCUGGUACUCAACCUAUUACAUCUUUAACUUUUCUUCAAUUAUUCAAUGCAAUGUUCCUUGCAAUUGCAUCACACUUAGGACUAGAUAUGUAUACCAGUAUUGUUACGGAAUCUGAGCUUUUACUUAGGUUAGAAAUGGUUGCGUGUGAUGGUAAUUGUGCAAGUUUGAGACCAUCAGAAGUGGCACUUGUUUUACUCUGCACAUAUUUAGAUGGUGCAGUGAAUCGAUUAGACACUAAUACCGAUAUUCCCAUAUCAACAACUGCUAUAUCUAGUUCCUCUACUAUUAAUACAUCUAUAACAUCAAGACAUCAAAUGCUUAGACUUUUGGACUUUGCUAUAGAACUUCAAAAAAUAUGUAAGAUUUCAGACACAAGCUUUUUUUCUACACAUGAAGCUGUGGGUGCUGUGUUGAGCAAAUAUAAUGCUCAAGAGCAAACUCCUCACAGACAAAGACUGAUAUGGAGAUUAUCUUCUCGUACAGCACGCCUUUUACGUCCAACUGACAAAUUUACUUCUGUAUUACCUGUUAUUGCCGAACAUACUCCGGUUCCUUCACCGAGUAAAAUUAGAAAAAAUCGUAAGUUCGGUCGACGUCAUGGAAAUAAAAGACGUUAAGUGGCAGUAUCGAGGCCUUAAAAUUAUUUUUAAGGUGCUGGAUCAGAAGAUUAAUAUUUAUUCAACAUACCAAGAAAAAAAUUAGAUUUCAGUUUAAAAUUAAAAAUAAAUUUCAUUAAAAAUUAAAUAGAAAGUACAAAUAUCAAUGUAUUUACGUCGAAUAGCGAAAUUUGUGAUAUCUUUUUAUGACAUGCGUUGAAAAACAGCUAAAAAAAUAUUUCAGUGCAGUACCUAAUUCAUACUAAAUUUGAUUUUGAAUGUACUAAAUGUACUGAAACAUAUAUAUAUAUUUUUUUUAAUUAUAUUAUACAUUUUAUAAAAUGAACGAGAAUUUCGUUCUCAAAUUUAUUGAUGAUUAAUAUUAUAUCAAAAACAACAUGAAUGCCGUAAAAAAGAAAUAAAUAACAAUCGAAUGUCGUAUAGUAGUAAGAUAAAUGUGAUACAAUGUCCAUUGUAAUUCGUAUAUUAUGAAUUAUUAUAAAUAUAUACAUACCUUUGCAAAACGUGUUAAAAACACAAAAAAUUAAUUACAUGUGAUUAUAAAUAUAAAGUUAAAAAUUAUUUAAAAAAUAGAUUAUAAAUAAUAAAUAAAACUAUUUAGGAAAAUCAAAAUGUUUAAUAAAUUAUAAUGCUAAAAAUUA
Messenger RNA from Apis cerana (Asiatic honeybee), 2836 nucleotides. It is a transcript of the gene CycG, whose product is annotated as cyclin G. The record is from RefSeq and is a predicted model, not a curated record. Lineage: Eukaryota; Metazoa; Arthropoda; Insecta; Hymenoptera; Apidae.